Messenger RNA from Phycodurus eques (leafy seadragon), 2355 nucleotides. It is a transcript of the gene wdr41, whose product is annotated as WD repeat domain 41. The record is from RefSeq and is a predicted model, not a curated record. Gene Ontology annotation, cellular component: lysosomal membrane. NCBI's taxonomy places the organism in Eukaryota, Metazoa, Chordata, Actinopteri, Syngnathiformes, Syngnathidae. Gene Ontology annotation, molecular function: protein binding. The coding region runs from base 213 to 1910 and encodes 565 amino acids. The transcript is spliced from 12 exons. Gene Ontology annotation, biological process: regulation of autophagy.
UUGUCCACCUCAGGCUUCCGUAGUCGGGGUCAUACGAACGGAUUGUUGUUGUGGCAGCUGGAACUCAGUUCCUCUUUUGAAAGCUUCCUCAGCGUCGUGCUCACCAGUCAAAUCGACUUAUCAGAUGUUCUUAUUUCAGGAAACAUCUCAUUAAGCGAGCCACGGUCACAGCGGAGACGUUACGCCGAUGACCGCUAACGACAUCUGCCGUCAUGCUUCGGUGGAUUUUUGGUGGUCGUGAAGCUCAAAGCUCCGCGGAGAAGAGCGGCGUGUUGCGCAUCGGCGAGGAGCAGCCCAAAAACCGCUUCACUGAGCUGCAGGUGCUGAAAGGACAUUUUGACAUUGUUCGAUUUCUGGUGCAGAUCGAUGACUUCAGAUGUGCAUCAGCCGGGGACGAUGGCCUGGUGCUGGUUUGGAACGUAGAGACGGGCGAGCGUGUGCAGGAGCUCCGAGGUCACUCCCGGCAGAUCACCGCCAUGGCCGUCUUCCGUCGCGGCGACGUCCGCCUCGUCACCGCCUCCUCGGAUCGCAGCGUCGCCCUGUGGGACCCCGACACUGGAAACAGGGUGCAGACCGUUCUGGACCUUCAGUCGUCUGUCAAGUGCAUCCUGGUGCUGGAACGUUUGAGCGCGUGGAUCUCCGCCGGCGAAGAAUUGUGCGUUUGGAGCAAAGACUUCCGCCUCGAGUGUCUCAAAGAGCCGCACAGCGACACAGGCGAGCGGCCAAACUUCCUUUGUCAUCGUCUUAGUGCUAUUAAUAUUCCUAUUCUUUUCCAUCUUUUGACAGGGAUUAGCUCGCUGAUCGAGCUGCCCAAGAACCGCGUUGCCGCCGCCGUGGAUAGAAGCAUUGUCAUCUACAAGCUAAUGCCGUGCGGCGACACCCUCUCCGUCGUGGAGGUCAGCUGCCUGGCGGACCACCGGGAUCAUAUUCGCGCCCUGGUCAAUGUCAACGAUGGCAUGUUCGCCAGCGGUUCGCACGCGGGCGAGCUGAUCCUCUGGGACGCGCUGGACUGCGGCGCGCUGGCCUAUCGGCACAUCUCGCGGGAGGAGCCUCAGACCGGCACGCAGUCCCACGUGGGCGGGCCCAAACCCAGCGAGAUGUCCAUUCGGCACCUCGCCUCCGACGGAAACCUGGUGGCGGCGGCGGCGGGCAGCGGCGUGUACGUGUUCAGCGCGGCCACCGGGGCGGCGGUGGCGUACAGGAAGCGCGCCCACGACUCCGACGUCCUGCACACCGCGCUGCUCUCCGACAGGUCGGCCGAGCCGAAGCGGGUCACGUCGGCCGUGCUUUUUUUGCGACUUUUGUUGCGUUUGUCGCGGCAGCGAGCUGAUGUCGUGCUCGGAGGACGGCAGCGUGAGGAUGUGGGACAUUCAAGAGCUUCCGUUAGCCGGAGAACCCGCCUCCCCAGGCUUCUUCGGGAUGUGGACCUUGGGGCGUUCCAGCAAGCAGACGUGUCCUGCGUCCAAGAAGACGCCGGACCCGCCCGCCAUCAGGACGCUGGAGUUGACGGGCGACCUCAUCGGACACUCGGGUGCAGUCCAGAUGUUCUUGGCCUUCCCGGAGAACGGCCUGGUGACGUGUUCGGCCGACCACCAGCUCAUCCUGUGGAAGAACGGCGAGAAGCGGUCGCAACUGCGCAGCCUGGCGCUCUUCCGGAAACUGGAGGAGAACGGCGGACUCUGAAAGGCGGGACUUCCUUUUGCAACGUCUGCCCGAACAAGAGAUGUCGUCGCGAUGAAGGGCGGACGUCCGGCUUCAAAUGUUGUAGCCGCGCAGGAAUGAAGUUGGAAUGUUGUGCAGUAAAAUCACAGAUUGUAAUUAGUUUCCACAGUAUGCAGCCACGUCUGAAUUUGGUUGUUCGGCUUCAGUGUAGUACCACUCUGUGCCACAACAUCCCGGGGCAGCACUGAGCUCUACUGGAAAAGAUCAUUCGGAGCAAGCAGAAGCUCCAGUAAUAGUCAUUGUUCCCACAGAGCAUUACAAAAUACGUGCCUGCGAGUCUCGUUGAAUGCUCUGUUUGUAUGUGCUGAUGCAUUUAUUGAAACGUUUAUCAUUACUUUAACAGCUAUGCUAAUUUCUCUUAGCUCGUUUACGGUGUUAAUGCUCUCACGGUUAGCAUUAAGCUAACACGAUGAUAAAAUGAUACGGUUUGAUUGAACAUUUUGGUGUUUAAAUGUACAUUCAACUGUAUUUUGUUUUCUGUCCAUUUUACAGUAAAGUGGGCGGGUCCAACAAGUUGAAGCAAACACACCUGGCCUCUUAUUUGCAGAACAGUGCAAUCGUCUUCGUUUCCUCAAAGUGAUCUUAUACGAAAGUCCUCAUUGUCUUGCCAGCGAGAGAGCGAGACAAGGCACA